Messenger RNA from Protopterus annectens (West African lungfish), 5115 nucleotides. RefSeq names its product ephrin A5 (gene EFNA5). The record is from RefSeq and is a predicted model, not a curated record. Gene Ontology annotation, cellular component: external side of plasma membrane; plasma membrane. Gene Ontology annotation, molecular function: ephrin receptor binding. Bases 1326 to 2021 code for a protein of 231 amino acids. The transcript is spliced from 5 exons. Gene Ontology annotation, biological process: regulation of actin cytoskeleton organization; ephrin receptor signaling pathway; regulation of cell-cell adhesion. Lineage: Eukaryota; Metazoa; Chordata; Ceratodontiformes; Protopteridae.
AAAUAGAAAAGUUGUCAGAAUUGAGAAAAUAGAUAAAUGCAUUUUCUGACGUACAAUAAGCCUACAACUUUACUGUCAUUGUUUAUUAAGUAUAAUCCACCACCCCUUCACUCCCAAUCGUCAGUUGCUGAAAGGCGAGGGUAAAAUUCCAAGCCAAAACCAGGGAUAAUUAAUAUCUUAUUUCAGUACUCGGUUUAUCUAAUCUGUCAUUUGUCAGCUUCCUCCCAGUCCAGGCAUACAACUCUCAACGAAUCGCAACAUAAUCAGGGGAAAAAACAGAACUCAUCAGGCACAGUUCUAUAAUAUUAGUACUAUAAACCCGAGACACUGACAGAACAGAACGUGAAUUACAGUGGCGAGUCGAUUAUCCGAACUAAUUGGGACCAAUGGUAGUUCGGAUAAUCAAACUGUUCCAAUACACAUUUUCUGGAAUAAAAAAUAUGUCUAAUUAAUGUCACUAGUUCUAAGCGUAAUUCACCAUAUUAUCGCCAAAUGUCACCAGUUUUCAGAGGGAAAUCGCAGACGCUCCUGAAAAUCGGGGACAGAGGAGGGAUAUGCAAGUACUUUACAUUUCUUCCACUCUGCGACAGGCUCCUCUAGCUGCAGCCAAAUCUGCUGUUAAACCUUACUUUAGGUGAUUUCCAAGCAUAUGAGUCUCCUCCCUGCGACGCUAUCCAGUCAAUGAUUUCCAGCAAAUCAGCAUCUUCAUCUUUUUUCUCCCCGAGUGCAGGUCUUGGAUCCCCCUUUUCCCACAGCGCUUACUGUAGCGCCAAUAUCCAUCAUUUAGCAUGUUUUUCAGUAUCAGAGCUCUGAUGUUCUUCGUACGCUCUCCUCAGCCUACGCCCAGUCACGCCAAAACAAUCAGUUCAUGAAUAUUUGGUACGUAUAAAGUCGUCACUUCGGGGCGUGAUCAGAGCGAGCUGCUCAUGAAUAUUCCUUCAUGAAUAUACGUCACUCCGGGGCGUGAUCAGGUAUGGGUGCGGGCGGGGUUUGCUACUGCGCAUCCGUAGAGUACUAAAAGUACAUUACGCCGGGUGAUCUUGCAGUCCUUUGCUUCUGUGACAUCUGUUUUCAAAAUAAUAAGCGGCAAGGGAAUAUUCUAAAUUUCCAAAGGACGCCUUCCAUCCUCAUAAAACGUAAUAAACUUAAUAAUGAUUCCACCCAAGUUCUCCUGGAGUCACAGUUUUGGACAUAACCGAUCAUCCCUGAAGCUCUGAACGCGUGGACCCUUUUACUGGGAUCAGACUCUUGUACCAGCUGUGAAGGCUUGAGUUUGUAUUAUUUCGCACCUUCCUUCCUGGGCUGAGCAGGAUUCCUGGUUAGUAAUGGUGAUGUUGCAGCUGGAGAUGCUCACGUUGGUACUGGUGCUGCUCUGGACGUGUGUCUUUAGUAAUGAUCCAGGAUCGAAGGUAGUGGCUGAUCGCUUUGCUGUGUACUGGAACAGCAGUAAUACGAGGUUUCAGAGAGGGGAUUACCACAUCGAAGUGUGCAUCAAUGACUAUCUAGAUGUAUUCUGCCCCCACUACGAUGACUCUGUACCCGAAGAGAAGACAGAAUGCUACGUCCUUUACAUGGUUAAUUAUGAUGGCUAUCGUUCCUGUGACCACACCGCAAAAGGCUUCAAACGGUGGGAGUGCAAUAGACCUCGCUCACGCAAUGGCCCUCUAAAAUUCUCAGAAAAAUUUCAGCUAUUUACUCCAUUUUCUUUAGGAUUUGAAUUCAGACCAGGCCGAGAAUAUUACUACAUCUCCUCUGCUGUCCCUGAUGUUGGAAGGAAGUCAUGUCUCAAGCUUCGAGUGUAUGUGCGGCCAGCAAACAGCUGUGUGAAAACUAUAGGUGUUCAUGAUCGUUUUUCCGAUGUUAACGACAAAGUAGAAAAUUCAUUAGAACCAGCAGAUGCUACAGAACAGGAGUCAGCUCAGCCAUCACACAGUGACAAAAGUGCAGCACCAAGACCAAGGCUACCAUGUCACCUUUUAACAACUCUGCUCUUUGUACUGGCUAUUCUUCUAACGUUAUAGCACUACCUACCAAAGGAGCCUUUCGCUGAGGACAGCUGGAUCUUAGUGUCAUCAAAGAUCCCUUGAACUGCUCACCCUAAGAAGGGGACAUUUGAUUGGUUAUUUGCAGAUGUCAAAUUGCUUUAUUUUCAGCCUGAAAAUGACAAGGAAACAAACGGAAUAAGACAGUCCCUGUGGCUGUAAUCCCCCUUAGUGACAACACACUUAUGUUCCCACUUUCCAAAAAAAUCAGAUUAAUGCCAAAUUACAUUUGUGACACUGAUGAUUCUUAUUUUCCUGUGCAUUCUCUUAUAACGUAUCUCCAUGUGGCCCUUUUAUCACAGUGCAGUCAAGGAACUGUAGUAUCAAAUGCACUCCUUCAUGUGUAAUGAGAUUGAAAUGAAUGAUCGGGUGUGGCCUGUUCUUGUAAUAACAAACUUUAUAUCUUCUCUCUUCAUACUGUAAGAUGAUUGUAUAAAGUAUCACGUUGCUACUAGAGGGGAAUUAUUAACACAGCUGUACAAUGGUCCCUCUAAUUGUUAUUUAAAUGAAGAAGUUCUGAGGAGUAGGGGAGAAACUCUCAGUACCUCUGAAUGACUUGCAAAAUGUGUCUUAUCACUUAGCCUUGCCUGUUGAGUGAAAUGAUCUGUACUUUGAUAGUGAGUGUUACCAUUUCUUAAAUCAAAUGUUGAAAUCUGUGUAGACGAGUUCUUGACAGAAGUCACAGGCUAAAAGGGUGAGCACAUCUGAAGAUUAGAACAAAAAGAAAAAUAUUUGCUUUGAAAUUAAGGCUGCAGCUUUAGCCUUGCCAGUUUCAAAUCUUAGCAGCUAUGUAAUUUUAUUGUACAGAAGUCAGAAAGCUGUUCUGUGGCUGAAGUGUCCUUCCCUAGCACAGUGGGCUAGUAGCCAAAGUAUGCUGCCAUGCUGUCAGUAGCCGUCAGUUGCCUCUUUCUUUGCCCUUUGGAUGUAUUUUGUAAUUUUGCCUUUAUUCUAGUUCAAGACUCUGAUGAAUUAAGAUAAUUUUCAGAUGAAAACAUGCAAGCUACUCCCAGUAUCCAGGAGGGCUAGCUGAUGACAUCAGGCUGCAAAAACUCUGAUGUCACUGCAGCAUGUUUCUAAUAAUUUUCAUUAGAGCUCAUUUAAAUAGUCAAGAUCCAGCUUCCCUAGCUUUAAUCUACAGAUUUCUUGUCCAUUAGACAUCUCAGCUAGAAACUCAGUCUGCCAUGAACCAUACAUUUUCUGAUAUUUUGAGGGUGUUCCCAAGUUUACAGUACUGGCAAAUAAUCUUUGCAGAGAGUCUCACUCUAGUUUUUGUUCAACAUUUGUCAGAAAAGCAGAAGCUCAAAACAGCUGUAAUGAGAAAAACCCUGCUGGAAAAAAUGAAUGCGACUAUCAUAGAGCAAUAAAAAGUAGUAGAUAAAGUAUGGCAGGAAUAAAGUUAUCACUACACAAAACUUGUUUGCAUUUAACAAAUGCACCAUUUAUGCAUUUUCUUGGUUUGCUAUUAGUUUUGGCAGGCCAGGGUCCUGUUGCAGAAUUACAGCAUGAAUCCUACAGACAACUGUUGCAUUUCUCAAUUUCCAGUGGAGCUAUGCUUCUGUCAGAAGUAAGUACUGGAGACGAGGAUGUUCAUUAUUCUGCAUUUAUGCAAAUAAAUUAAUCAAAUACAGCAGAGUAAUGCAGCUGAUUCAUUUGGGAUUAAAUGGAUCACUCGGGUAGAUUAGCCACUUUAUAUUUUUGGGAAGGGUGGUCUUUCUGCCUGUGCUUUCUCAGCCUGGCUCUGUCUGCCAGAAGUGUAGCACUCCUGGUAGCCACACUUUCAGAAAACUAAAGCAGGGGAAAUAAGGAUCAGUCCAUUUUGUGGAUACUGUGUAUCCUUUACUAGACAAAAGUAGCAUUUAGCAUCAGUUUAGUACAUCAUAUUGUACCUUCUUGGAGGGCAAAGAAGAAUGAAGAGACAGUGUGCUUUAAAUUCUGUAUUAUUAGCAGCCUAUGUUGUAAAUAGUGUUUGAUAUAUUAAAGUAUUAAUUUGAUUCUUAACGCCUUUUGUAACAGAGUAUAGUAGAAUUUUAGGAUACUACAGAGUCUGAAGAAGCUUUUAUUUCAGGCAUCAGGAGUCACUGGGGCUGGAGUCUGAGGUACAGCAAGCACUACAAUGAAGGCGAUGACUCCGAAGUGCCACAGAACUUGCCUGCAACAAAUAUUUGUCCAUUCUAACUGGAAUCUCGUGAGAAUGAACAGUGCAGCUCUGGUGGUCAUGUUUUGAUACAAGAAAUUCCUAAUCUGUGUCAGAGCUCUGAAAUAUAAAGCACGUUGAAUGUAGGUGGCACCAGGAGUUUUAUGUAGUUUCUUUUGAUGAAAUGCGUCUCUGAAGGUCUUGCCAGUUUCAUGUGUGGCAUGCGCAUGGACUUGAUUCCAAACCAAAACAUUUGUCAGUACUGGUUUUGUAAACUUUUUUGUCAAAUGUUAUUUCCCUUUUAUGUGUAAGCAGCUUAUUACAAGAAGAAAAAAAGUUGUAUUGUAAUUACUUAUUUGAAAACUGCACUUCACCUUUCUUUUGUGGGACAGAAGUGCUUCUCUCAGUUUCAGACAUUCAGAAAUGGAUCCGUUGCCCCAUCCCCUGCUUCUCAUGCCGAGGAGAUCGGUGCUCUGCAGUUUCCAUAUGUACCCUGUCUGUUCUUUUGAACAUUGAAUGGGCAGUUGUUUUUUCCCCUGAGUUUUCCCAUGCACUCCCCCGCUAGCUCCUCAGAUAUGAGACAAAUCUUCCCACAGUAGGCUCGCUGCCAUUGUCUGUACAGUCUAAUCAAUGCUGGCAUGCUGGAGAUUCCCCAUGAUUCUUCAGAAUCUGCUUUCCACGCUUACUCUUGAAACCCCAUUGAAGCCACUCAUUGUGUGUACGUCUGGGUAUGGAAGUCCAGCUCACUGUGAUCCCUGUGCUUGUAUUGCCCUGCUUUGCAGUUUCUUUGCACUUAUUCAUCGAGUGCUGUUUUGACCUGCUUACAUUAUACCAGUAAACAAAAAGAAAAAAAAUAACAAAAAAGUCUGUAUUUGUAUAUACACGUGUCUGAGCAACUAUACAUACAUAAAUAAAAACAAAGGUGGUCAUAAUUUUAAA